CAUCAACACCGGUAGUAACUCUGCAUUUAAGUUGCAAAGUCUGAAAAAUUAUAGAUUUUGAAAACAAUCAGAAUAACCUUCAAAUAAGAAAGGAAUUUAUUACAAUAUUAUUGAAACAAAUGUCUGACCUCGUGUGGAGUAUUAAAAAUGGCGAACUUGAUCAAGUUCAAGCUUUAAUUAGCGAAAAGUCUAUAGACAUCAAUUCGGAAUUAAACGGGAGGUAUCCUUUGCACUACGCUGCUGAUUACGGUCAAUACGAUGUGCUAGAUUUCCUUAUAGGCAUGGGUGCAAAAGUCAAUGUGACAGACAAGCAUGAAAUUACACCGCUAUUAGCUGCGAUUUGGGAGGGACAUACAAAAUGUGUUCAGUUGCUUAUAGAAAAGGGUGCAGAUAAAGGAGGUAAAACUCCAGAUGGAAGCAAAUAUUUAGACGUAGCUGAAAAGGAAGAAAUUCGAAAGCUUUUAUUAUAACUUAAUCGGAUUUUGUGUCAUUAUGCUUUUAGCUAUUAUUUUUUGAUUUAUUUAUAAUCCACAUAUGUGUAUUAUGAAGCAUAAUAAAUAUACCUUAGGGAUUGCAUUUA
This is a messenger RNA of Calliphora vicina (urban bluebottle blowfly), 580 nucleotides long. RefSeq names its product myotrophin. Lineage: Eukaryota; Metazoa; Arthropoda; Insecta; Diptera; Calliphoridae. Gene Ontology annotation, molecular function: protein binding. The record is from RefSeq and is a predicted model, not a curated record. The coding region runs from base 120 to 470 and encodes 116 amino acids. Gene Ontology annotation, cellular component: nucleus; cytoplasm. The transcript has 4 exons. Gene Ontology annotation, biological process: regulation of barbed-end actin filament capping.